Messenger RNA from Zingiber officinale, 4789 nucleotides. Its product is annotated as transcription factor TCP20-like. NCBI's taxonomy places the organism in Eukaryota, Viridiplantae, Streptophyta, Magnoliopsida, Zingiberales, Zingiberaceae. The coding region runs from base 772 to 1704 and encodes 310 amino acids. The record is from RefSeq and is a predicted model, not a curated record. The transcript has 4 exons. Gene Ontology annotation, cellular component: nucleus. Gene Ontology annotation, molecular function: sequence-specific DNA binding; DNA-binding transcription factor activity.
UAAACCGUGUUCAAAGCCAAACGGAAAACGAUUCAGAUUAAAGGAAGAAGGAAGAGGGAAGAAGGAAUGACAUCUUCAAGCGGUGCCAGAUGCCAAGUGUGGAUAGGCUGUGAGACACACCCUGAGCAUCUGACUGUAUUGCCUUGCCAGUGAAGGAAAACGCUGCCUGCUGAGAGUCAUAAUGGCUGGCAUUGGCCAUUUGGCCUUGGCAAUGGCAAUGGCAAUGGCGAAAGGUAAAAAGGGCAAGCCUUUUUUUGUUUUCUAACUUUGUCAGCUUCAGGAGUGGAGUCAGAUGGCAACCAGUCUCACAGUCUGUGGUCUCGUGCCCCAACCUAACAAGAUGAACACAAACUCCCACAGAAAGGGCAGUCGUGAAUUUAAGGCAGACUCUAAAUCUCUGCAAAUCGCGAUCUUGAUUUCCAAAACUCCAUUGCCGAACACAGAAACUAUUAUAUUCCCUUCCCUGGUUAUCAUUUAUGGCCUUUCCUUUUAUCUGCCGGCUGCAGCAGCAUGGAAUGCGUGCAGCCAAAUCCCUAUUAAAGCCCAUCGCUUGCAGCGCAGCGCUGUUGGUUUUCAAGUAGAGAAGAGAAAGAAGGCAGAGGGGAGAGGAAGGAGAGGGCGGUGCAGAAACCUGGAAAGCUGGGAUUCUUUUUUUUUUUUUUUUAAAUCUUAAUCUGUGCUUGAUUGUUUGGUGUCAGCUUCCUUAUUCUCUGGGGAUUUCUUCUCGCCUUCGAAGUCUCAGCUUUUCCCUUCUUGUCUAUCCGUGUUGGCAUGGAGUCAUCGGAUCGGCAUGAGGAGGUCAUCAAGUUCCAGCAAGCCCUGGGCCUGCCCCCGACGCAUGAGGGAGAUCCGAGCCCGGAUGUAUCAGAAAGCAGGGAUGUUUUGCCUUCCGCCGCGGUGGCGGCGGAGAAGGAUGGCCAAAGGAAGCAACUUGCGCCGAAGCGGAGCUCCAACAAGGAUCGGCACACCAAGGUCGAGGGCCGGGGGAGAAGGGUCCGGAUGCCCGCGCUCUGCGCCGCUCGGAUCUUCCAGCUUACCAGAGAAUUAGGGCACAAGUCCGACGGGGAGACUAUACAGUGGCUCCUCCAGCAGGCGGAGCCCUCCAUUAUCGCUUCCACCGGCACAGGUACAAUCCCUGCCUCCGCACUCGCCUCCGCCGGUUCUAUCUCCCGCCCUGCCGCCCCCACGGCCGCUACAAGGAUCCACCCCAAGCUCGAUGAGUUAGGACAGGGAGCUGCGGCCGCCCCUUGGACCAUGCUGGGGUCUGCUAACUUUGCCCGGCCCCCCCUUCCAGGGUUGCUGCUGCCUCAUGGUGUCCUCGAAUCCGGACUGUUCCACUCUGGGCCACCGCCGGCAGCGGAGUCAAGUUCCAGACUUGGGACUGCGGCCAGCAGCAAUGGCUCUUCGAUGAGCGGAUUCGUACAGAAAUCGGGGGUGCAUGGCCUGGAUUUGACUGGCAAUGACAUGAGCACAAUGAGCUUUGUGUCGAUGCUAACCGCGCAUGGGCAGCAGGUGCCCGGGUUAGAGCUCGGCCUCUCCCAGGAGGGGCAUGUUGGAAUGAUCAACCCACAGACCUUGAACCAGUUCUACUCGCAAAUUGGGCAUAUAAGUGGUGCAGCUGGUUCUGGUGAGAGCGAGCAAUUUUGCAACCGCCAGCAGCAGCAGGCCUUCUCUGCCAGCGACGAUUUGUGCGAGUCAAAAUAGGCUCUAGAGGACCUCAACCUAGAUCUGAUGAUCAAACAGAAUGAAACAUGCAAUGUUUAGCCAGUGAGAGUAGCAAAUAUUCUAUGUUUCUUGAUUAGUUGGUUUAUUUCGUCUGCGUGACUUCGAUUUGUAUUAAGAAGAGCAAUGACACAGGGGUUAUUCAGUCACCAUAGAACUGGCUGAUUGGUUCUUCCCUCUGCCUUUUCCUUAGUCUGCAAUCUUCAUUUGCAUAUUCAUAAUUCCGCGUGCAGGUCUAGAGGCAGAGCCAGAUAUUUGGGCAUGCAGCUUAUUGAGUCAUUUAAAUCUAGUUCUUUGUUUACUACAGCCUCGUUGAGUGCCAUGCUUGCACAACUUAAGAUGAUGAUGGCACUGGUCAAUGUCCAGCGAUUUAUUCAUCCAUGGAUUGCCUUCGAUACUCAGAUAAAGGGUACCAAAGGAGCUCUUUAUCAGCUAAGAUUGAAAGUGCAUAUUGAAAAGUUCAUGCUUCAAGUGAACGGUAUGAGAACCUUUUAGUAAACAAACCAUGAACUGUCUAUCUUUGUAGUUAUUGUUUCAGUGAGCUAAUUUGUCCAUAAAACCACUUCAAAUUUGCUUCCUUUCAUAUUUUUGUUCUGUUAUUCUUGGAUCUAAAACUGUGCAUGAAAUGUUCUCUUUGCUACUUAUCGAUUUCAGAACAGCCUCACUUUCUAGCUGAAGAGAAAACAGUGUUUCUUAUUCCGAUCAUAGUUCUAAUUCAUUUGUAAAUUUAUCUCUAACUUUCCUUCCAACUAUGGCAUCAAAUAAUAUCACGGUAUCAUUUAGAGUUAAUUAUGAUUUAUAACAUGUCAAUUAAGAUCACUUUAAAUUUGCUUAUAGCGAUUUACUAGUCCUGGCAUCUCUAUUUCUUUGAUGUACAAUAUAUCAGGAUUGAGGUGCAGGAUUGAUGUGCAAAGGAUAACUUUUAAUUAGGGUUUUCAAUUUGGUUGCCGACGACAUGGAGCUCCGAUCAGGUUUAUUUUUCAUGUUUGAUAAAGCGGUUAGCAGAACGGAUCCUACGUAGGUAAAAUUUCUCACUGAUCUUCGUGUAAAUCACAUGUAAAAGAAGCCUAAUUUAUGUUUGCAAGAUGUAACAAAUGGGGGAAUAUCAUGUGUUCGAUCAAAUUGAUCGACAAUCAAGGGUUCACUAAAUGGUUAGGGUGGAUCCACCUAGAUGAUUUGGUAAUAUAAAGAACUUAUUGUCCAUCCCCAUCUUGAUUUAUUCACUCAUCUUCACCUGCAUAGCAUUUACGAUAGGCGUUCUUCCCAUAAUUGCCCUUGCAGCUAAUUCUUACACGAAAUCGCAAAGCUAAAGUCGACUCCUCCCAAUCUUCAACUCCAAGUCCUAGCAGUUUAGCUAAAUUAACUUGGCUGACAUUCCAAAUUUAGUCAUUUGAAGAUGGCAAAGGCUUCAACCAAGUAGGAAGGAGCUCAACUUGGAGCUUUUGUCUAUUUACGAAGAAGUUGUUCAAUUUUGGGAUCAUCAGUUUUAGCUUAAUCCGUGGCAGUUAACAUGAGGUGAAAAGGAGGUACUGAAGGCCCAUAUCGAAUUAAUGGAUGAGCUAAGAGGUAGCUAUAUAUGAGGUUGAUGAGUAGAAAGGCAUUCAAGGAGCAUGUAAAGAUAGAGAGGAAAAAUAUAAAUAUUCAAGAAGUUAAGAUGAGAUAGGAUUAAGGGUACAAAUGAACCGAACCAAAUUAAAUAAUAUAAAAAUAUUAAUAUCCAAGUUCGAGUUCAAAAAAUAUGAGUGCCAUUCGAUCGAUGCAAAGUUCGAAAUUACAAAUAAUUUUGGCUUGAGUUCGGUUUGAAAUGGAAUUCGAGCUUGAUUUGUUUCAAAUUGUUUAAACCUUGAUUCAAGUAGAAUUAAACUAUACUUCAAAAAUGACUUAAAUUUGAGUUCAGAUCGUGUUAUUUAAAUCUUAAUUUAAGCAUAUUCAAACCAAAGUUGUGUACAAUAUAAUAAAAAUAAAUAGAGUCAAUUUAACAAUUUAGCUUGUCAGUGGCUCGUGAACAAUUGAACGGAAUAUUAUAUAUUCAAAUUUGAAUAAAAAAUUAUUGUGCAUAUUUGAGUUCGAACCAAAUUCAAUAAUUUUGAUUCAAAUAUUGUUUUAGUUGGCUCAAAAAGCUUAUGAGUUUCAUUCGUUUGCAACCCUACAUAGAAUGAUGGGGAGUAGUGGGAAGUAGGAUGUGGCUUGAAGUCGUAACUCAUUUCACCUUGGAGAUUCAUGAGUAGGUCUAAAAUAUUUUCCAAGUUUUAAAUAGAGACACAUGGCCGAAACACAUAUUCAUCAAAGGAUAUCCAUAUAUUCAGAUCCUUGAUGUCUUUGCGAGUGAUUCAAAUGCAUUGAUGUAUUGAAUCGCAAAUGACUUUCAGGGAAGUGGUGCCUCAAAGGUGUGCUCGGAUACUGCUUAUGCGAUUGCUAGUUUUGUGGAGCUUAGUCAAAGUUUUUAAAGCUUAUUUUAUGGGUUGUACUAGGAUCUAUUGAUGUGCAGAUAGAUUGAUGGCAUCUAAGGGUUGGGACAAGCCGCUCUCAAUGUUUGUGAAGAGGUUCGUUAAGAUGCUAAGACAGGUAUGCGACUCUUAUCUAGCUAUUUUGAUGACUGCUUUCGAAUUUCAUUGAAACGAUGCAAAUUUCUGCACUCUCCAUUUGUAAAUUCAUCUCAUUAUUACGACGACAUGCUUCAAAUGCAAGUAAAUAUGAAACUAAUAAGACAAUGCAAGAGAAGAUGGAAGAGUUGGAACUGAGAAAGAAUGAGGAGCCAAGGAGGUUUCAUCAAGGGAAAGAAGAUGGCAUCAAAGAGGUUAAAGGAGAUAUCCAACAGUCAAAGGUGUUUAUGAAAAUCAAGGUUAGAAUUUACUUCCCAAGACGCAACCAAUUCUGUUUGUGAUGUAUAAGAGGGAUCAUGCACAUGAUUCAAAUAAAUGUAUCAACUUGAGGAAGUUUAGGGGGUAUUCAAAUUGUAUGUAUGCAAAUGAAUGUAUUCAAAUCGAAGAGUUGAUCAAGGGAUAUUUGAGGAAGUUUAUGGGGCCUAAAAGGGAAGAUAUUUACUAGAGGAGCAAGGGAAUCCCAA